AACAGCUCUUGGGCUCGGAUCUAGGUUGCGUUAACAUGGCGAAACGCACCAAGAAGGUCGGAAUCGUGGGCAAAUACGGGACCCGUUAUGGUGCCUCCCUCAGGAAAAUGGUGAAGAAAAUUGAAAUCAGCCAGCACGCCACGUAUACCUGCUCUUUCUGUGGCAAAACCAAGAUGAAGAGAAGAGCUGUGGGCAUUUGGCACUGUGGUUCCUGCAUGAAAACAGUAGCUGGUGGUGCCUGGACCUACAACACCACUUCUGCUGUCACAGUAAAGUCUGCCAUCAGAAGACUGAAGGAAUUGAAGGACCAGUAGAAGCACCACCAUUUGAUAAUGUUGCUAGCCUAUAAUAAAUGGGUUAAUUUAU
This is a messenger RNA of Dama dama (fallow deer), 366 nucleotides long. Its product is annotated as large ribosomal subunit protein eL43-like. Gene Ontology annotation, biological process: translation. The transcript has a single exon. The coding region runs from base 36 to 314 and encodes 92 amino acids. Lineage: Eukaryota; Metazoa; Chordata; Mammalia; Artiodactyla; Cervidae. Gene Ontology annotation, cellular component: ribosome. The record is from RefSeq and is a predicted model, not a curated record. Gene Ontology annotation, molecular function: structural constituent of ribosome.